This is a messenger RNA of Papaver somniferum (opium poppy), 1846 nucleotides long. Its product is annotated as transmembrane protein 45B-like. The transcript is spliced from 2 exons. Bases 230 to 1072 code for a protein of 280 amino acids. The record is from RefSeq and is a predicted model, not a curated record. Lineage: Eukaryota; Viridiplantae; Streptophyta; Magnoliopsida; Ranunculales; Papaveraceae.
GUCUAAAGGACACUAAACCCAAUGCAGAAUCCAAUUUUCUCUGUCUAAUCAAUCUUCAUCUUCUUCGUCAUUAUUGUUUCCUUUUCACAACUUCAUCAUCACCAAUUCAUCAUAAUCAGAUCCUCCUUCUUUCUAAUAAUUAACCAGCAUUCGUGUCUGUGGGAUCUGCUUUCAUCAUCAUCAGAUCUCCAUCUCAUCAUCUUCUCCUCCUUCAAAUUACAAUCAACCAAUGGGAUCAUUCAAAGGCCAUGUAUUACCAGGAACUUUAUUCCUAUUAGUAGGGAUGUGGCAUAUAUGGAGUGCAAUAAUCAGAUACGUAUCCAAUCCAAAAUCAUUUAGGGUUAAACCUUGGAAUCCAAUUCCUGGUAGUGAUGGUUCUAAAUUGAGAAAUCUAGAACUCUAUGUCAUAGCAAUUGGAUCUUUCAUUGAUUUGUGUGUUGAGCUUUUAUACGCUCCUCAUCUGAAAUUCUUUGUCAAUGGAGUCUUGAAUCCGUCUCAUAUGAAUAAUUUUGAGCAUUCUGGUAUGCUCAUCAUGUUCUUCAUCUUUGCUCUCAUCGCUUUGUUAUCUCAGGAAACCAGUUUUUUACCUCUACCGGAUGAAGCAUUGUGUUUGAUUGCUGCAACAGCAUUUAGUACAGAGUAUUUCUUAUUCUAUUUCCAUUCAACUAAUCAUAAAGGUCUCGAAGGUUACUACCAUCUCUUGUUAGUCAUCCUCAUUGGUCUCUGUAUAAUCUCAACAGUUGCUGGUGCUUUAAUCCCAACUAGUUUCGCUCUUGAUUUAUCCUCUGGAAUUUCUAUUACUCUUCAAGGGCUUUGGUUUUACCAGACGGCUUUUACUCUUUACGGACCUAUGAUGCCAGAGGGUUGUUUGCUCAAGGGAGACAAUAUAGUGUGCAAGUCUCUCAACAAUCAAGUUCGAGGAGAACUGCUCGCGAAUUUUCAGCUUUUCAGCUUAGUUUUUGGUGUUUUUGUUGGUGUUGUUGGUUUUUAUGGUUUUGCUGCUUCAAGAUAUGGGCAUUCAGAUCUUAGAAGAUUGGUCGGAGUUGUUGAUGAUGGGUUUGACAGAGAUUAGAAGAUUGCUCGAUAACUAUCAAGAACUUUCUUCAUACAGAAUUCCCAAUUCCGUGCUCCCGCUAUACAAUACUCAACAUCAUCAACACUGUGACAGUAAGAAGUUCCAAUUGAACAAAAAGGAUGCAACUGACUGCGACACAACCUUAUUCAGAGGAAGUUUCUCAAUUUCUCUUAUUGCAAUACUACAUCUGACACCAACUCCCAGUCCAAGGGGUACUGAACAACCAGAAAAGAAACCUCUGAAGUACAACAAUGUAAGUAGCAGGGAAGGGGAUGUAUAUGUUAAUAGCAGUUUUCUGCAAGCCUUCUGUUCAUUUAUCAAAAAUUGUAGGGAUUUCAAGCAAGCUUCUUUAGACGGGAGAACCUUUAUAUGACCUUCUUUUUUUCUUUCCUUCAAGAUAUGGGCAUACAUAAUCACCACUACCAGCUGCUUGAAGAAGUUCACAGUAAGUAAAUUUUUUUUUGACAAUGAACAUUAUUUUAUCUUACCACAACUUGUUCCCCCUGCGUGCCCUUCUUUAUUUUCAUGCCGAUGUUGUGAUGACCGGGUACGGUGUUGGUUUCAUAUUUUUUCAAGGGUAGCUCUAUCAGUACUAGGUGCUGAUUCUUGAAUCAUCAUUGUUAGCCCAAAAAAUAAUUUGUCGCGGUUGGCUUGUAAUCUAAUUGCUAGUUGUGAUAUUGUUUCUGGCGGAAAAGUAUUUGAUUGAAUGGAGAGUGCAUAUCUGAUUUCUUGAAAUUCUUAAAUUCAUGGGUAUGUAUGAUGCGGAGGAAA